Molecule: messenger RNA, 2165 nt
Organism: Poecilia reticulata (guppy)
Lineage: Eukaryota; Metazoa; Chordata; Actinopteri; Cyprinodontiformes; Poeciliidae
Source: RefSeq, a predicted model, not a curated record
GUUGGGCGGUGUUGCAGAGAUGUCCCUCCCCGCUGUCCGCUGCUGAACACGGAACUCAACUCGCUGCUGCAUCUCUGAGGGGGACGAGGUUUAACCCUAACGAGAAGACUUGAACAUACCUGGACUAACGGGUGGUGUAGUCGCCUUCAAUCAUGUUCCGCUUGCGGGCUCUGUCUGCAGUCUCAGUGGGACUGACCCAGCUGUCCCGCCGCUGCUAUCACAGCGGGGCGGCCAGCACGUCUGGCCGGAGGAGGCUGAUGCUGGCCGCCCUGGCUGGUGUAACUGGUGCGUCUGCGAGUGCUGGACUUCUCUGGAACAGAGCAUAUGCUGAUGCAGGACCUUCUGUUCAACACUCUGAGCGAGUGGCUGGAGAGGAAGCCGAUUUCGUGAGGGACGCAGACUCGGAGAAAUCGGUGGAGUCCAGCAGCGGAGACGAGGGAGACGAAGAGGGGAAGAAGAAGAAACCCCGCUCAGGAUUCCGUGACCGCAAGGUGAUGGAGUAUGAGAACAGAAUCAGGGCGUACUCGACUCCAGACAAGAUUUUCCGCUAUUUUGCCACUCUGAAGGUCAUCAACGAGCACGGGGAUGCCGAGGUCUACAUGACCCCCCAGGACUUCAUCCGCUCCAUCACACCCAAUGAGAAGCAGCCUGAGAAUCUCGGCCUGGAUCAGUUCAUUGUGAAACGCUAUGAUGGGAAGGACUUCUGGCAGACGGAGAAAAUUGCCCAGGAGAGAGAGAAGUUUGCAGAUGAGGACAGCAUAUUUUACACAUUAGGAGAAUGUGGCCUUAUCUCCUUCUCUGACUACAUUUUUCUCACUACAGUGCUGUCCACUCCCCAGAGAAACUUUGAGAUUGCUUUCAAGAUGUUUGACCUGAACGGCGAUGGAGAAGUGGACCUGGAGGAGUUUGAACAGGUCCAGAGCAUCAUUCGAUCCCAGACCAGCAUGGGCAUGCGGCACCGUGACCGCUCCACCACAGGAAACACUCUAAAGACGGCCGGCUGCAGCUCUGCUCUCACCACUUAUUUCUUUGGAGAGGACCUGAAGGGGAAGCUCACUAUUGGCAGCUUCCUGGAGUUUCAGAGGAAACUGCAACACGAUGUGCUCAAACUAGAGUUUGAGAGGAACGACCCGAUGGACGGCAGGAUCACGGAGAGGCAGUUUGGAGGGAUGCUGCUGGCGUACAGCGGCGUCCAGUCACGGAAACUCAAGCAGAUGCAGAAGGGCUUGAAGAAGAUGUUUAAGGAUGCACAGGGAAUCACUUUUGAGGAGGUGGAGAAUUUCUUUACCUUUCUAAAGAACGUGAACGAUGUGGACACAGCACUUAGUUUCUACCACAUGGCUGGAGCUUCAAUAGAUAAAGUUACCAUGAAGCAGGUGGCCCGCACCGUUGCCAAGGUGGAGCUGUCGGAUCACGUGUGCGACGUCGUGUUUGCUCUCUUCGACUGCGACGGGAACGGGGAGCUUAGCAACAAGGAGUUCAUCGCCAUCAUGAAGCAGCGGCUGAUGCGUGGGUUGGAGAAACCCAAAGACAUGGGCUUCACCCGGCUGGUGCGCGCCAUGUGGAAGUGCGCCCAGGACACCGCCUGGGAUUUCGCCGCUCCGAAGACGUAAUGGACACCAUUUCAGAGGCGUUUUGUGUGGCGAGAGACAAAGACGCUCUUGUUCAGGAGAAUCGACAUGAACUCAGUAAAGCUGCAGCUCUGAGGGCGAUCAUCAGUCAUUACUGCAUGCUGCUGUACUUCAAGCUAUUAACCCACCGUGACUGAAACAUCCUGAACGGCUCCUGCUCUUGUGCCUUUCUGAGGCAUUGCAUUGUACUUGUAUUUUUCAGAAUAUUGCAAAGUUUCUGCUUAUUUUUUUCCAUAUUCAAGCUUUUUAAUUAUCUGACUUAAAAACUUAAAAACACUAAAAGCAACUGUUUUUCUUUCCUUUUUGAUUGCAAUUAAGAGUAAAAGGGGAGUCAGUUUUGUUUUUACCCAGAUAUGUUUUUUCAGGACUGACACCGGCCGCUCAGUUUGUUUUGCACAAAGCAAAUCAAGUCCCACAGCUUCUUCUAUCUUAAUAUUCCUCACCAGUUUGUCGUCCAAUAAAGAACAUACUUCUUUUUCUCUAAAGAUAAAUCUUCAAAGAAAAUCCGAUUAAAGAUUUUUUUCAUAGUGAAAA